GGGAGUAAGGUUUAUGCAUUUGUGGGUGUAAAUAUGUAUGUAGAGGUGUUCUGCUCUUGUAUGAAAGCUGACAAUCAUUCCUCAUAAUAAGGUGGAGUUCAUACUGUAAAGUUGAAUACAGUCAAUUUGUUGAUCAAGAUAUCGUCAUUUAGUUAUUUGGUUCUUGGUUCAUAUUUAGCAGCAUGUUAACUCUGUUCCUGUUAAAAGGCUGUUUUUGAUGACCAAACAACUAUUGUUUUUACCAAACUGAGAAAAAAAAAAGGAACUUUUGGUUCAAGCUUCAAGUAAAUGAUCUCACGAAUACACUUCAGCAAUGGGAACAAUGCCUCAAACACACACUAGGAACGCAUAUUGAUUUGAAGUUGAUUGCAACAGACCAGGAUAGGCACUCUUUAAUCCAAGCACAGAUUAAUGGAAAAUUUACCAGCCUGCUUUUGAUGACAGAAAUACAGAUAUCUUGGAAAUAACUAGAAGAAUCACCUGCUCUACAAAAGUGCCUGGACUCUGAUCUCAGCUACAAUGUUCUCUACAUGGAUUCUGCAUAUGGCUUCAUUCACUCUGCUGGUCAGAGGGGACAUUAAUAAGUGUACUUUUUAUGAGGUCACGCCUGGGAAAGAAUCUCCGUUGAUGGAUUCCUUGCAGUGCUACAAUGACUACAACACCUAUGGACAAUGCAGUUGGGAGGUUGAUCCACAAGCUACAGGAAACAUAUCCUUGUUUGAACUUCACUGGGUCACAUCUCCUUCAAAAAAAAAAUCGAAAUGCGUCCCGCAAAGACCCGGUGGUGUGCUUUUACCCAAUGGGAAGAUCUCUCACGAGUGUCGCUAUAAAACUAGAAGGUUUAGCCUAACAACAAAUCACAUUCUAUUCUUCACUGCACCCUCUACACCCAGAGCCACAAUUCUCAACGUUGCUCAGCAUGGAAAAGUUAAGGCCCCAACUGACUUGACAGAGGUAAAGGCUGAUGGUGGAAGUCAUCUGCUGUCCUGGAGAAGCCCAUAUCCUGCAUCCUCAAACAUCACAAAAACUCUUGUGUACCAGCUUCAGUAUCGCAGACACAAGCAUGACUGGACUACUGUGGAUAACAUCAAUGAGUCUAAGUAUAUGAUUGACAAGGAGUCACUGUUGCCCGGCUACCACUAUCAAGCCAAAGUGAGAGCGCGGGGUCCUGUAGGACUCUGGAGUGACUGGAGCCCCCUGGUGUCCUGGACGACUCACAAUGAUGAGGAGGUCAGUGGAGUCUAUAACCUGCAGUGUGUGAUAGAGGGAGAAAAAACUGUGACGUGUACCUGGCAAAUGAAGACAGACCAUUUACAGGUUAUGUCUUAUCAUCUCUGGUGCCGUGAUAGUAAUGACGCUGAACCCUCUGCUUGUUGUGAACAUCCUCAGCUGCAGUCCAGAGACGUUGAGCUAUCUGAGUUUAUGUGUUCUGUGACUGUCUCUGACCCUUACCUGUUAACAGUGGAGCUGAGACCAGUGCAAUACAGUAGGACAUUCAAAACUAGUGAACACAUUAAAUUUUCACAACCUGACCAGAUUCAGGUGAUGGAAGAAGAUGGCAUCUUCACAAUGAACUGGUCCGUACCAUUUGUUAAAGAAGGGAUUUCUUACUCCACCGAGCUAAAAAUCUUGUCCCACAAGGACUCAAAGAACUUUACCACUAAACAGGGGGUCAGCUAUUAUAGUAUUCCCUCUGAGAUUCUAAGUCCUUCAACCACAUACCAGGCCCAGAUCAGAUUACUGCACAUACCAGAUAAAAGCUAUAAAGGUCUGCCAUCAGAUUGGUCGGAGCCAGCAGUGUUCACCACUAAGCCAGCAGUUUUAAAGCCCAUCAGCGUUGUCAUCUACAUUUUGGUUCCUGUGUUUGUGGCGGUGGUUUUCAUCAUCUUGUACAAUGCCCUUCCUGCCUGUCACAGAAGGAUUAAAUUAUGGAAGGGAUCGGUUCCAUCGCCCAUAAAGAGCAAAGUGCUGGAGGGGAUAAUCAAGAAGUCUUCCACCGGAUGGCCGCAUCUCCAGAUUGAGAAAGAGGCAACCUCUAUUUGUGUUCUGUUGGCUACAGACAAUAUCAGUAUCUGCAAAAGCAGUGUUUCCCAGGAGCAGCUUUUGUUACACACUGAAGAUGGGAGUCUGAAUGCUGUUAAAAUGGGACAGUCAUGUGGAUCAAACCACUUGUGCACCUACGUAGGGGAAGGCAUGUGCAAAGACAAAUCAGGCAUGAACUUCAGCGGGCCAUAUAUUCUGUGCUGUGAGGAUUCCUGCUCUCAGGACAAAGGACUGGAUAGGUUUACAGACAGAGAUCAAACAUCUGUGUUAGGAAAGACUGAGAGUUUUGCUCCAAUAAAUGGAGGCUAUGUUGUAACUCCUCCCACUGCCAUGCCAGCCACUCAAAACCCCGCCCCUGUUGACAGCCCGACUAAUAAUACAUCAGAUGAACCGCCUGCAUACACCCCCAGCCCAGAUCAGGGUUGUAUGGUCCUCCCUCAUCCAUCCGGCUACUUCAUGAUGCCAUGUGUUUCCUUGGGACAGUCAGAGCCAGUAGGAUAAUCUGGAACAUAAUGAUCAAGGACUCAGUGUUAGGUUGGUGCUUUUCAAAAAAAAAAAAAAAAAAAAUUAAGUGCUUACAGGCUCAAAGAUGGACCCAGAGAUGCAAGCGAGGACCAUGGCUAAAAUGGGCAUGAUAUUAAGCACAAUAAAUGCAGUUCAAAUCUAUUUAAACGGUCACUUAAGAGCAUUGUCUAGCUACACAGAUCUUUCACAUAAUGAAAGCUGGUGAAAAACUCUUUGGAUCCUCCGUAGGACACAGCUGUGCUGUGAUAGUCUCACCAACAGAUGGCAGUAUUGCUUUAAAUGAAUGUAAGAAAAGUCUUAUUUUGAUUUCUCUUCUCCACAGUGCACAACGUGGAAAGCAAACAACGCAUUAGCCGAAAAUGAAUGUUUUUAUCUGUGCCUCUCACAGGCUACUCACUGCAUUGAAUGUAUUCUGCAUUUCUGUUUUGAACCGCUUGACGAACAUUUUCACGCAGAAAUCACAAUUGUUUACAAACAACAACAACAAAAAAGAAAGCUCUGGGAGCAGAAUAAAACUGGAAUUGUAAAAAAUUCUCUUCAAUAAUCAGUACACGCACGCAAAAUAAGCAAAUAUAAUAUAAAAAUAUAAAUCACUUUGUUGUAUUUUAACUUGUUUUGAGAAUGUUAGUUUAUUCGCAUCGCACGAAGAUCAUACUGCGCAUGCUCUCGGAUGAGAGUGUCGCAGGAAUGAAAAGAAAAGAUACUGAGGUACAGAAAGCAACUUGUAUGGAAUUAUUUGUAAAUGAGACUUUUUUUGUAGUAGUAGUAGUGCUUUUAGUAGUGUUUGCUGUUUUCACCAAAUAAUGUAACAUAUAUGACUAUAUAAUAAUAUAUCUUGAUGAUAAAAAAAACUGUGUUGUUUUCCUUAAAGCUGAAGUGUUAUUCCCACACCACUAACAUCACCAAACAAAAGUGCAGAAAUAAUGAGGUUUCCCAAAAUUCCCAGUGUCUUUCAUUAGUAGGCCAAAUAGACAGACCCUCACCAAAUUUACAUCAUUGGCUGAUCCAGACACACAUGGUGCAUCUGAAAUUGCAUACCGUCUGAGUAGAUGCUACUUUGCGACCAUUGAAUUUUUUUUUCUAUAUAGUAUGAAUAUAAUAGAUAGUAUGACUGUAAUCCGGAUGUACUGCAUCCACCAGUUCGUCGCUUCACUGCCAUUCAUAAAUCCUCUCCUGAGGCAUCAUGGGAUAGUAAAGUGUCCAUCGAAUACACACUUCAGAAUCUCAGCAGAAGUAGCAAGUCAUCCGGGUAUUUUUCUCCGACUGUUUUUCGGACAUACUACUCUGUUGGCGUACUGUUUUUCACAUACUAGUAGGGAGGUACUCGAUUUCAGAUGCAGUAUCAGGUUGGUCAAGAUGCUCCACCAAAACACUAAUGUUUUGUUAGAGCCACAGAGGCAAUCUUAUAGUUGUCUCUGGUUAAGGAGAGUAUUAAAAGUGUUUGUUUUCUUAUGCUGGUGUGAUCGCAAGCUAUUUGUACUCAAGCACAAUGUAUUAAAGAUUUUGCUAAAGCUCAA
This is a messenger RNA of Ctenopharyngodon idella (grass carp), 4085 nucleotides long. RefSeq names its product colony stimulating factor 2 receptor subunit beta (gene csf2rb). Gene Ontology annotation, cellular component: external side of plasma membrane. The record is from RefSeq and is a predicted model, not a curated record. Bases 520 to 2544 code for a protein of 674 amino acids. The transcript is spliced from 14 exons. Gene Ontology annotation, biological process: cytokine-mediated signaling pathway; immunoglobulin mediated immune response. NCBI's taxonomy places the organism in Eukaryota, Metazoa, Chordata, Actinopteri, Cypriniformes, Xenocyprididae. Gene Ontology annotation, molecular function: cytokine receptor activity; protein binding.